Messenger RNA from Trichoderma reesei QM6a, 903 nucleotides. RefSeq lists its product as uncharacterized. The transcript has 5 exons. The coding region runs from base 1 to 903 and encodes 300 amino acids. The record is from RefSeq and is a predicted model, not a curated record. Lineage: Eukaryota; Fungi; Ascomycota; Sordariomycetes; Hypocreales; Hypocreaceae. Gene Ontology annotation, molecular function: oxidoreductase activity, acting on NAD(P)H, oxygen as acceptor. Gene Ontology annotation, cellular component: intracellular anatomical structure.
AUGGCCGAAGGCAUUGAGCACGGCGUGUUCCGACGCAACAACACACUGCCCCCAGCGAACAAUGGAGUCAUGUCUCUCUUCUCCCUGAUCGGCAAGACGGCAAUCAUCUCAGGUGCGGGGGGAGGCAUUGGCCUGGCGGCGGCAAGAGCCUUUGCUGAAGCCGGGGCCAAUGUCGCCAUUUGGUACAACAGAAACAGCGAGGCUAUCGAGAAGGCGGCAACUAUUGAGAGACUAUACAACGUCAAAUGUAGAGCGUACAAAGUCGAUGUCACAUCUCAUGAGGAAGUCGACGCAGCGGUAGACAAAGUCAUUGGCGAAUUCAAUGGUCGCCUUGACAUCUUCGUCGCCAAUUCGGGCACCUCCUGGGGAGAUGAGGCUUUCAUCGAUGCAGAUAUCGGCAGAUAUCAUAAUCUAAUGAAGAUCAACACCGAUGGUGUCGUUUACUGCGCGCGCGCCGCUGGAAGACACUUUCGCCGACAGAAGCUGCAAGGCACAACGUCCGACGGAGCGAAGUUGACCAAUUUCACAAGCGGCAGCUUUAUUGCAACCGCAAGUAUGUCUGGACAUAUCGUGAAUAUUCCCCGGCGCCAGGCGGCGUACAAUGCCUCCAAGGCGCAUGUUAUCCAGCUGUGUAAGUGCAAAUCCCUUGCUAUUGAAUGGCUCGGGUUUGCCCGUGUGAACAGCGUCUCCCCUGGAUUUGUCAAAAGAUUACUCUUUGUCAACACCGGCCUGUCGGGGGCGGUAGCUGAAGAGACGAUGAAUUCGAUCAAAGAUAAGAUUCCAAUGGGGCGCUUUGCGGAGACGGUCGAGAUGCAGGGCAUCUACCUCUACUUGGCCUCCGAUGCUUCUUCCUACGCGACUGGGGCUGACUUCAUCGUAGAUGGCGGCUAUACAGCUCCAUAG